This is a messenger RNA of Hyla sarda, 560 nucleotides long. It is a transcript of the gene CARD16, whose product is annotated as caspase recruitment domain family member 16. Lineage: Eukaryota; Metazoa; Chordata; Amphibia; Anura; Hylidae. The record is from RefSeq and is a predicted model, not a curated record. Bases 134 to 412 code for a protein of 92 amino acids. Gene Ontology annotation, biological process: regulation of apoptotic process; proteolysis. The transcript has 3 exons. Gene Ontology annotation, molecular function: cysteine-type endopeptidase activity.
AUCGUAUGAAAGUGAAACUAUUAAGACGUGACACCCUUUCACUGCUGUCUGUAAAAUACAUUCUUCUUAACUAAGUAUUUCCUACUUCCUGUUUAACAAUCGACAGGUUGGAUGCUGCUACUCUCCUUUCUAGAUGGCGGGUAAACUUGAAGCCAUCCGAACACAGUUAGUAGAACGCUGCCACUCUGCACUUUUGCAAGGUUUGCUAGAUGAAUUACGCUUAAGACGUGUGCUCGAUGCUUUAGAGGUAGAGCAUAUCAAUGAAAAUCAACCUCAGCGUGCGAACAAAUGCCGAACAAUGAUUGAUACGGUGAUAAAGAAAGGAGAUGCCAGCUGCAAUAUACUACUCCAAAUUAUUAUAGAAAAGGAUCCGGCUCUUAGUGAGCAUCUGGGAAUACCAGGUGCAUUGUGAAGACAAAGAAUACAUCCCCAUAUAUAAAGUAGGAGACAAGAACGAAAGACAACGGAUAUCACACAUUAGCACGCCAAAGCAUGUGCUUUAUAUUUUUAUAAAUAAAGGCAACUAAAUAUUUGUCUCCAAUUAUUGUAUUAUUUACAUC